CGAAUUCAUAAUCAUUACUGGUCGAGACGAAGAACUAGAAAAAAUGAGCAAAAAAGAUUAUAAUGAAAAUAGCUACGAAGCUGAAGGCAAAGACGCUUCUUCAGACGAUGAAGAGCACAAGCCUAGACCAAUCUUGCAACAUGCAGACCAAAUGCCUCGUCCUCAAUAUACUGAUGAAGAAUUAGACCGUCUAGUCGAUUAUAUUCAACGUAUGACUACAUUGUUUGCUUUGGAUCACCGCGAUUGGGCAGAGGAAAAUCUGGAUAUCAUUCGACGAUGGCUAAUGGAAGUGGAUCAACCAUUGUUAACCAUUUUUUAUGAUGCUAACAAGCUGAGCGCUUGUUUAGGUUUCCCCGUAGCGCCCGUUUCUGAUCUCACUUAUUUCUAUCGGGAACCAAAUUUUAUCUUUUCAGUUGGAAAUUUUCAUGACGAAAUAAAUAUUGGUACAUUGCAUGAAGAUGUGGACGGAUGUUUACUGAAAGUCCUACAAUUAGUCUUUGCGCCAAUUCUUCGGAAUUCCGAUUGGAACGAUAACGUUAAAUCGCGAUUCUGCAAAGCAAUGGAUAAAUUUCUCGGUUAUCUCACUAGCUUAAAUUCGAAAAUGGCAGGCAUGACAGUGCUUUAUGUACCGCAUGUAGUAAAACAAAUCGCUAAAGGCAAUGCCACACAAGAUCGAGAGUUUCUAAAAAAUAUGGAAGCGGUAGUUGUGUUUUGGACUAAUCAAAUACGUACUUUGCUUACGGACAAGACGCUAGUAGUGCAACAUGACUUAGUAAUACCAGAGGAGGAGUAUGAAUUUUGGUUAUACAGAUUCGAAGUUUUGCAUGGUCUCAACACCCAAUUAGAUCAGGACGACGUUCAAGAUAUAAUCACUAUUUUGCGAGCUUCACAGUCGGUCUAUAUAAAGCAGAUCGAUGAAUUGAUAAGUGAAUGCCGCCAGGAAAUGGAAGAGGCUAAGUCAAACAUCAAGUAUUUGUACCUGCUGAUCGAGCCAUGUGCCCAAAUCGAUAAAGCGGAGAGCCCAUCAUCUGUGCCUGCUUUAUUGCCACGCAUUAUCAACUUUAUUGUCUACAUAUGGUUGAAAUCGCCUUUUUAUAAUCGCAAAGACCUAAUCACGAACCUUUUUCGUAAUCUUAGUAACCAAAUUAUACGCUUUUGCGUAAAACAGACUAAUGUUGAAAAGAUUUUGGAGGGGAAUUCCCGUUUUGGCAUUAAAAUGUGCAAUAUGUCUAUUGAUUGUUGUUUAUCCUAUAAAGCAAUCUAUGAACGCAUGGCCAAGGAGCACGCCCGCAAAUUUGAAUGGGAUUUAGAUAAUGCCAUGAUUUUUAAUCAUGUUGACGCUUUCGCGGAGCGCUUAAACGAUCUGAUCGACAUAUGCGAAUCAAUGAUUGUUUUCGCACGCUUGGAUGAGAACGAAGCCAUACCAGUGCCACGUUUCGGUGGCACCAAUGGUAAAGAAUUCGAAAAAAUAGCUGAGAGCGUCGAAAAGCAGUUCAUGCAGAUAUUGGAAUCAAUGAGAAAUGAUUGUAAAGAUCUUAUUUUGGAUGUUCAUAAGAACUCGUGGUACGAGGAAGUUUUGAAGUAUAGGCACACAGUCCGUAGUUUAGAAGAAACUGUACAGCGUUUAAUGUCGAAUGCUUUUCAGAAGGUAUGCAAUGUUGAAGAAGCAGUUGAAGUUCUGAAUGUUACACUGUUCUAUUCGUAUCGUGCAACGAUACGCAAGUCUUAUUUGGAAAUGGUUAGCGAAAUGUGGAUGAUGUUUGUGUCUGAAAUCAAUGCUACGGUAAAAGCUCAGAUGGAUCGUGUUAAAGUUCAUGAAUCGUGGUUAAGUUAUUAUGCGUCCCGCGCAAUAAACUAUCGCAUUAAUCUAGAGCGUUUGCAAUGGUUAAGAGAUCGUUUGAAAAAUUCUUACUGGUUGCCUUCAGUCCCAGAAGCCAAGGGGGCUUUGGACAGAUUUGAAUCUCUAAAAAGAGAUUUUGAAAAGGAAAUUCAAAAAGCCUUUGAUGACUGGGUACGUAAAUGCAGUAGCAGCACUUUGAUGAAUCGUUUAGAUCGCACACUGUUGACAAGGAGCAAAGUGAAGCGCGGUCUUCUUGAAUGCAACAUAGACCGUUCGAUUUUGACAAUAUGUCAGCAAGCAGAACAAUUUGAACAACUUGGUUUCCUAAUAGGAGGGCACUUGAAAAGAAUUUACGAGAGAUAUCCGACCUUAAAAUUCGUGUACAAUAGCGUUGUGACUGUUUGCGUAGAUUAUAAUCGCAUUUUAUCCGUUCUGUCCGACGACGAGCGUAAACUGUUUCAGGCUUUGAUACACGCCUGCGAUCGGAAAAUAGCUCCAGGGCUAUUUAAGCUCACGUGGGGUGGAGAAAUGAGCGAUGCAUAUAUUGCCGAUUGUGCUAAACAUACUCGCAAGCUGCAAGAUUCGUUGGAUAUAUAUAAGAGAGCUAAUCGCCAUAUAGCUCGUAUAUGCGAGAAGAUAUGUGAUACACCCCUACUAAAGUUUGGUUUGUCUGGUCCGGCUGAGUUGCCCUCGUUUGACAUGAACGUAGCGGCUUUUAACCGUAGGGCGACAAAUCAACUUGUGAAUUUAUAUAAUUCCGUUAUCGCUUUGUUGUUUGCCGUGUUCAAAGAAUUUCAACCAGUUAUUGAUGAGAUGGCAACUGAAUGGUAUAAUUAUGUCACUCAAUUCGACGAGAUGUUGGCAGAAGCUCUACUCAUUUGUUCGCGCAGUUCCCUGUCAGUUGUAUAUAACUCCUUAUGUUCUGUAGGCGAUAUUCAUCCGGCUCCUUUGAUCAUAAUGAAUGUCAACAUCGAGAACCGCAUUAUAUCCUUACAACCAUCCAUGGAUGAGAUCGCGAACGUUAUGCUAAGUAUGCACGCACGUGUUGCUAAGAGCAUUGGGGCCAUGCCACGUAUUUCAACCAAGUUAGGAUUACCGAAAGAAUUGCAGGGAGAACCCUUUUCUCAAGUGAUGGCAAUGGAUCCUGAGAUAAUAGAGCUGCAAGACCAAAUAAACUUAGAAGUUGACUACAAUAGGGAGGAAAUUGAUAACUUUGUAUUGUCAUGGAAACCACAAUCUUUCAUAUGGGAACGCACAGAAGGCGAAUACAUUGAUAAAAUCGAGGGAACAAACCAGGCGGCAAAGGUUUUUGAUGAAAGCAUCGAAUUAAUGAGCACACAAGCGGAACGGAUCUCAAUAAGAGAGACGGUAAUCAAUGUCUAUUUCAUCAUGGUAAAUCAGAGUAAACUGAAGCAAACUCUGAUGGAUUUUAUAGAGCAAUGGCAACUAUUAAAUAUUAAACUGUUAACAAAACGGGCAACGUCACGACUUAAAAAGGUUUAUCGUUAUAUGCGGCGUAAUGAGCAACGUAUUUGCAUAAUGCCCCGCAACCUGAAGGAAGCCAAAGAAGCCUCAAGCUUGUUAAACCGUCUCAUGGAAGAGGUUCCAAUACAACAGGGUGAAUUCCCAUCGAUUUUAGAGCUUUUUGAAGUCCUGGAUAAAUAUCAAGUCGAAGUGGCUCAUCCGGCGAGAAAUUUGUUAAAUAAUCUUACGCCUGCUUGGGAGAACUAUUUAAAAAAAUUGGGCGAUGCCGACGAAAUGCUAUUCAGUACUAAAGAGGAGUUUAAAAAGAAUUUGCAAAAACAGGCGGAAAAAUUCCGCAAUGUGAUGAAUCAUUUUUAUUCAGAUUUUAUGCUUAAAUUACCCACUUCCUCUCAAACAAAUCCGAAAAUUGCUAUCAAAUAUUUAAGAGUUGUCAAUGAAAAAGUGGAGGAAUGCUUCAAAUUCGAAGAGAGCCUAAUAAAUGAUUUAGCUAUUUUUAGUAUAAAUCUCGGGGAGAAUGCGGAUUUACGCAAGUUAUUAGUGGAACUAAAAAUUGUAAGAGACAUUUGGGAACUAAUAUUGGAAUGGCAGGAUAAUUGGAACGAGUGGCGUACGGGAAAUUUCUGGCAAAUCAAUAUUGAUUUAAUGGAAGAUACUGCCCUCGGCCUUUACAAAGAAUUUAACACACUUUUUAAAAAAUACUAUAGUCGCAAUUGGGAUAUGUUGAUUCAAACCACUAAAACGCUCGAUUCCUUCAGGAGAACGUUACCGUUAAUUACUGCUUUGAAAAAUCCGAGCAUGCGCAAAAGGCAUUGGGACAAAGUUCGUCAGGCGGUGCAAGUAGAUUUUGACGAGAACUCGAAAAAAUUUACGUUGGAGCUAAUUAUAGAGCUGGACUUCCAAUACUAUUCGGAGGAAAUCCAAGAUAUAUCAAACGCUGCAACCAUGGAAUUGCUGAUUGAGAAUAAUAUCAAGAAUAUAGCCAGCGUAUGGCGAAAGCAAAGCUUUGAAAUGGUGUUUUAUCGUGAUGGCAUAUAUCGUAUCAAAAGCGUUGACGAAUGUACACAAUUGCUUGAAGAACAUAUGGUCCAAAUAUCGGCGAUGAAAGCUACGCGGUUUGUCGAGCCGUUUAUAACAGUCGUGGAUAAUUGGGAGAAAACUUUGUCAUACAUUUCCGAGACACUGGAAACUGCUUUAGUAGUCCAACGUCAGUGGUUAUAUUUGGAGAACAUUUUCGCUGGUGAAGAUAUUCGUAAACAAUUGCCAAACGAAGCUAAACGUUUCGCGGCCAUUACGGACGAGCUUCGCACCAUAAUGGCCAAAAUGUAUGCGGCUAAAACGGCUGUACGUGCUACCCAUUUAAGAACUCCACCCUUUCUCUUGGCACGUUUUCACAAAAUGGACGAGCGGUUAGAGUCCAUACAAAGAGCUCUUGAAGUAUACUUGGAACGCAAACGUCAAUUAUUUCCGCGAUUCUAUUUCAUUUCAAACGAUGACCUUUUGGAAAUUCUAGGCAACAAUAAACGACCAGAUUUAGUACAAGUACAUUUGAAAAAGCUCUUUGACGGUUUGACGAAAUUAGAAUUAAAGAACGCGGGAAAAACUCUUAAUCGCUGGCAAGCCUCUGGUAUGUACGCCGAAGACGGUGAAUACGUAGAAUUUUUAAAUGUUCUAUAUGUGGAAGGUCCAUCAGAGAAAUGGCUAAGCAUAGUGGAGGAGUACAUGUUCGCUGUAUUAAGAGAAUUAUUAAAAUUAACACGAGCAGCUUUGAAGAAAAUGGCUGCCAAUCGCGAGAAAUGGCUUUCACAGUGGCCCGGUCAACUAGUAAACACUACUAGUCUAAUACAAUGGACUACCGAAUGCACCCGAAGUUUAAUCCAUUGUAAAAUGGUGGAUCAAAAAAAACCAUUGCGUAAACUAAAACGUAAACAGAGUAAAAUUUUGGGUAAACUUUCAGAAAUGAGUCGAAAAGAUCUAUCGCGGAUUAUGCGUCUUAAAGUCAAUACCUUGAUUACUGUCGAAAUUCAUGGUCGAGAUGUGAUAGAACGUAUGUAUAAAAAUAAUUGCAAAGAUGUCGGACAUUUUGAAUGGUUUUCACAACUACGAUUUUAUUGGCAUCGUGAAACAGAAACAAGUGUCGUCCGCCAAACUAAUACGGAGCAUUGGUAUGGCUACGAGUAUUUAGGAAAUUCAGGCCGUUUGGUCAUAACUCCUCUUACAGAUAGGUGCUACAUAACUCUGACUACUGCUUUACAUUUGUAUCGUGGAGGUAGCCCCAAAGGUCCGGCAGGCACAGGAAAAACUGAAACAGUUAAAGAUUUGGGCAAAGCUUUGGGUAUUUGGGUAAUUGUUACUAACUGCUCGGAAGGCUUAGACUACAAAAGUAUAGGUAAAAAUUUUUCCGGUUUGGCUCAAACGGGUUCUUGGGGUUGUUUUGAUGAAUUUAACCGCAUCAAUAUUGAAGUGUUAUCCGUAGUGGCUCAACAGAUACUCUCGAUUAUGUCGGCAUUGACAGCUAAACUUACUCAAUUCACCUUUGAAGGACAAGUUAUCAAAUUGCGGCACACCGUCGGCCUCUUUAUUACUAUGAACCCGGGUUACGCGGGCCGCACUGAAUUGCCAGAUAAUUUAAAAUCAAUGUUUCGGCCAAUAUCAAUGAUGGUGCCAGACAAUGCUAUUAUCGCUGAGAAUACUUUAUAUUCGGAUGGUUUUAUGAACACGGGUAGCUUGGCCCGCAAAGUUUUUACCUUAUAUGAAUUGGCUAAACAACAAUUGUCUAAGCAAUUUCACUAUGAUUUUGGCUUAAGAUCUAUGGUAGCCUUGCUACGUUAUGCUGGUAGGAAAAGACGCCAGCUUGCCAAUGCCACCGAAGAAGAGGUCGUCUAUUUGGCUAUGCGUGAUAUGAAUGUGGCACGCCUGACGGCGAAUGAUUUGCCUUUGUUUAAUGGAAUUAUGUCCGAUAUAUUCCCAGGUGUCGGGGUCCCGUCUAUUGAUUACAGUGACUUUAAAAUAGCUAUAGAAGAUGAAUUCAAAGGUAACGGCUUGCAGCCAAUACCUAUAGCGGUGAAAAAGGUGAUCGAAUUGUACGAGACUAAGAAUUCAAGACACUCUUCCAUGAUUAUUGGUGACACUAACACAGCAAAAUCAGUGACUUGGAAAUGUUUACAAGGUGCAUUCAUACGUAUGAAUAAUAAUAAGAAACCCGGUUGGCUGGCUGUGGCGGUGCAUCCUAUAAAUCCAAAGGCUCUCAAUUUGGCUGAAUUGUAUGGCGAAUAUAAUUUAGCCACUGGGGAGUGGUUGGAUGGAGUACUCAGUUGUAUUAUGCGAGUAAUUUGUGCUGACGAAGAUCCUACCCAAAAAUGGUUGUUGUUCGAUGGACCGGUUGAUGCCGUUUGGAUAGAAAAUAUGAAUUCUGUAAUGGAUGACAAUAAAAUUUUAACGUUAGUUAAUAGCGAAAGGAUAACUAUGCCUGCUCAAGUCUCGUUGCUUUUUGAAGUAGCUGAUUUGGCUGUCGCUUCACCUGCUACGGUGUCACGUUGUGGUAUGGUGUACAAUGAUUAUCGUGAUUGGGGUUGGCGUCCCUACGUUGAAUCGUGGCUUGAGCGACAAAAACCGCCAGAGUACGUGAAAUAUGUUCGUGCAUUUUUCAACGAGUUCGUGGAUAAGGUACUGAUUUAUAAGCAUCAAAAGUGUAAGGAAGUGGUAAAAGCAAAUGAGCUGAACGUCGUCAUGUCUAUGUGUCUCCUUCUGGAAGGAUUUGCAACCAAGCAGAACGGCAUUGUAGUGGGAAAUGAGGAGCAGUUAGAAACAAUGACUAAAUUGUGGUUCUUAUUUUCAUUAGUUUGGUCAGUUUGUGGUACGGUGGAUGAAGAAAGUCGUUUGCGUUUAGAUGCUUUUUUACGUGAAAUGGAUAGUUCUUUCCCUCUUAAAGACACUGUUUACGACUAUUACGUAGACCCCGGGCAGAGUUGUUUUAUGCCUUGGGAUAGUAAACUUUCUGACAACUGGAAGUACGACGAGAACGAACCCUUUUAUAAGAUCAUAGUGCCAACCGUGGAUACGGUUCGUUAUGAAUAUUUAGUUUCGAAAAUGUUGCAAGAUGGUUAUCCCGUGCUACUUGUGGGUAAUGUAGGUACGGGAAAAACUUCGACUGCUGUUAGUGUCAUGGAAGCUUGUGAUAACACCAAAUACACGGUUCUUUCUAUUAACAUAUCAGCUCAGACUACGGCGGCUGGUUUGCAAGAAUCCAUUGAGAAUCGAACGGAGAAACGAACUAAAACACAUUUUGUACCGAUUGGUGGCAAGCGUAUGAUAUGCUUCAUGGAUGAUUUCAAUAUGCCAGCUAAAGAUACUUAUGGAUCACAACCACCACUUGAGUUAAUAAGGCAAUGGAUCGAUUACAAGUAUUGGUUCAAUCGUCGCAAUCAACAAAAAAUUUAUGUUAUUAAUACACUGGUAAUGGCCGCCAUGGGUCCUCCUGGCGGAGGACGCCAAGAGAUUUCCUCACGUACUAUGAGUCGAUUUUAUCUUCUUAAUCUAACGUUUCCUACCGAGACCGUUAUUAUGCGCAUUUUUGGUAGUAUGCUUAAACAAAAACUGUUAACCUUUUCAAAUGAGAUUCGAGAGAUGUGGCACGGAGUUACCGCAGCCACUAUUAACAUUUAUAACGACGUUAUUGUGCGUAUGCUACCUACUCCUGCGAAGUCCCAUUAUCUAUUUAAUUUGAGAGAUAUAUCAAAAGUUUUCCAAGGAUUAUUACAUAUGUCUCUUGCGUUUAAAGUUUUAAGCAAAAUCGACUAUGAGUUGAUCAUAUACAGCAGUAACGGCAAACCGAAUAUAAAUAUUUUGAAAUCGAUUUAUCACCAAGUGGUCAGAGCCGGCACUCCGAAAGGCAUGUAUCCACAACAUCAUCCCCGAAUUCGUUCCUUCAAAGAUAGAGCUGAAGGCGCAGAUCCUUCUAAAACUAUUUAG
Messenger RNA from Glossina fuscipes, 8293 nucleotides. RefSeq names its product dynein heavy chain 2, axonemal-like. The coding region runs from base 44 to 8293 and encodes 2749 amino acids. The transcript is spliced from 11 exons. Gene Ontology annotation, biological process: microtubule-based movement. Lineage: Eukaryota; Metazoa; Arthropoda; Insecta; Diptera; Glossinidae. The record is from RefSeq and is a predicted model, not a curated record. Gene Ontology annotation, molecular function: ATP hydrolysis activity; dynein intermediate chain binding; ATP binding. Gene Ontology annotation, cellular component: dynein complex.